Messenger RNA from Truncatella angustata, 2337 nucleotides. RefSeq lists its product as uncharacterized. The transcript is spliced from 2 exons. The coding region runs from base 197 to 2221 and encodes 674 amino acids. The record is from RefSeq and is a predicted model, not a curated record. Lineage: Eukaryota; Fungi; Ascomycota; Sordariomycetes; Amphisphaeriales; Sporocadaceae.
UCGCUGGUUUGCAUAAUUUCGGACUAUCUGCGUUGUUCUAUCUUUUGUCGAAACAGUUUACCAUUUUCACUUGUAUAUCAUCACUGCAGAUCCACUGGCGGCCCUUGCAGUUUGCUUGACCUUUUGUGCCUACCACUUGGUGGUUUCUCCUUUUACAACUGUUGUACUACUCAUUUCAUUUUGUACGGUUGUGGUAAUGAUGACGGAAGGAGGCCCUUCUACGCUCCUCGAGGGCUUUAUACGGCACGUUCAAGCUCUCGCUCAAGACGAUUCUUAUGGAUACUUGAAAGGUAUUCUGGAAGAGAACACUGCCCUCAAAGAUCGUAAUCACAUACUCAACAUCACGAAUGACGAAAACGCCAGAACCAUCUCAAAACUUCAGCAGCACCUCGACGAGUCCACGAAGCGUGGCGAGGAGCGGGUUGACGAGAUAAACACGUUAACACAAGACAAAGUGCUCUUGGAGGCAAGGGUAGAGAUGCUGGAAGCUGAUUCUGAGACGAUCAAAGCCCAACUACAUGAUACUGAAGAUGAGGCCUCAAAACUACGAGCAGAACUAGCUGAGAAGACAGUUGAUUUGGAGAAUGCCCAGGCGCAGUUGGAGGGACACACAGAAAGAGUCUCCAAAGUACAGACAGAAUUGGACGAUAGAACAGCCGAGCUCGAGAACACCAAUGCACAACUGAAUGAGAAGGCAGAAGAGGUUUCGAGGCUACAAAAUGAGGUGACAGAGAAGACAACCGAGAUUGGAAGCAUUAAUACUCUACUGCAUGACAAGACGGAGGAAUCCUCGAGAUUGCAGGCAGAUUUAGAUGAGAGGAAAAUCGAGCUCGAAAAUAUCCUUACCCAACUGACCGAGAAAACGGACGAUAUCUCGCGGCUGCAAACAGACGUGGAGAACAAGACGACCGAGCUCCAAGACACCCAUACAGAGCUCACCUCAACGACAUCCCAACUCGAAGAAUCUCGAGUCGAAAGCUCAAAGUUGCACGAAGAUGUUGAAACCAAAGACUUGGAAAUUGUGGGCUUGAAGACUAGUCUUGAGGAAGGACAAUCAGCCAUAGCCGCAUCGAAGGCGGAGUUCGAGGAGGCGACAAAUGAACUACACUCAAUAAGGGAGGAUCUUGAGGCGAAGAAUACGAGACUUGGAGAGCUUAAUGCACUGUCGUACAAGAUGAAGUCUCCUCCGCAGAACCAAACACAUCACCAACUCCACAACAUGUUCACCUUGGCUUAUAGCUGGGUAGAGAAGAUUUUCACCGAGGACCUUGAGGAGUCUGCUUUCCAGACUGUCGCCUCGGGCACCGUCUGGGCAAAGAUUCGGAACCAUGGGCGGGUCAACCGAAUCAUACCACUACCGCUGUCCAAUACACGGGAAGCGAAACAGAUGCGUAUCUCCGCUGUGCUCGCUAUUCUCGCUUGGUCCCUGGCCCAAUAUAUCUUCCAGCCCACGUACCUUCUGCAGUGCAAUGAGCUAUCGGAUCUGCUGGCAGGUCUAGCCGACGGCGAUCCGGUACGAGAGAACUAUCUUCGAAGUGUCCUGUUGCCGGUAUUGCCUUCGAGACAGAAAUCCAAUGGCAAAAAGCGCAUCGAGCAAGUUGUUACGGAAGUCUUCACUGCAGUAUCCCCGGUGCUCUCUAGCCAGAAACACGACGAGUUUCGCAGUAGUCUCGAGGCCGUCUGUAAGCAGAUUUGUGGACAGUGGAUGCGAUUGCAGCUCCUCGACGAGAAGAUCGAGCCCAGCUUCGACGCAUACGAUGAGGAGGACUGGAAAUUGCUCAAUUUAUCGACCUUUGACGGCAGUGGCGUCGACACAAGAGCCGAGGACGCGGCUCCUGAGUCCGCGAUAGCCGACGAUGAGCGAUACCAGAGUGUCGGUGACAUCGAGGACAUUGCUGCCGUCCUGUGGCCAUCUUUCCUUUCCUUCCGCGGCGGAGAAUCCGAGCUGCUUACCGAGGGCCACGUCCUCAGCAAGGCUCAAGUGAAGCCAGCAUAUAACGAGGAGAAGGUCGCUCUCCUCCAGGGCAUCCACCGCGCCGCACGGCAGAUCUCUCGAAAGGACCGCACCAAGUCUUUUGUCACCAGCGGUGAGGACAUGAGCGCGGAGAAGAAUUUUUUACCCAUGGAUCCAGACGAGCAGCCGGGAGGCGCGUCGAUCGACAAGCCGCCUCCCGAGCCAAACGGGUCAGAAGAUGGGCUGGGAGGUGGAGCCAUAAACUGAUCAAUGGAAGUUCUGAGCUCGUCUAUGGACUUCCGAACUCUGAGACGAAUUUGGCCCGAGGGGAGGGCAGCGGAUCGAUAGGUGAACGUAGUGCCGGUAGAAGGACUGUAUGAUAC